AUGGAUGUUCCGCACACUCUCGCAGACCCCGUCCGGAAACACGCCAAGCAGGCAUUCGACCGCGAUCCCAAAGUAGCCACAAACUUCGAGCAGUUCCUGGAGAGACUCCUGGAUCCAGCCUCGUCGGCGGCAUUGCCCAUCAAAGUCGAUCUUGAGCACCCUCUGAGCAGCUACUUCAUAUCCACGAGCCACAAUACUUACCUGUCUGGCAACCAGCUAUGGGGGAAAUCCACCACCGACGCGUACAAGAACGUUUUGAAACGUGGCUGCCGAUGUAUCGAAGUCGACAUAUGGGACGGCGACUCGCCUUCUUCCUCCGGGGCUGAAGACGAAGCCGAUGAUUCCCAUGAUGUGGGCAAGUUGUCCAGCCUGCUCAAAAAGGGGCUAAGCAGGAUACGCUCUCACUCAAACCCCGAUAAGCCACAGGAGGACUCGCCUGCGAGCACCCAGACUUUGAUGCCCACACCUUGGCGGACCGAAUCUGGCCGAGAUGAGCCAGUGGUCUAUCACGGGCACACUGCCACCAGCGAGAUGCCUUUCCGAAAGGUAUGCGAAGUUGUUCGAGAGUACGCAUUUCGAACGAGUAACCUGCCACUCAUCGUUUCCUUGGAACUUCAUUGCAGCCCGCCCCAACAGGAGAUGGUCGCACAGCUCAUGACCGAUUACUGGGGCGAAUUCCUCUUUCAGCUACCGAAGGACUUUUCCGAUUCCACGCCGCUCCCGCCGCUGUCGACACUGAAGAACAAAAUCCUAGUAAAGGUCAAAUACACUCCACCCGAAAAGGCCACCAAGGCCGACAAGAAACCGUCGAAGCGGACUGAUGAUCCAGAAGCUACCGAAGAAGAAGACAGUACCAAAGCAAAUCAGACGGAAACGGUUGUAGAGAAGCUCUCUAACAUGGGUAUAUUUACUCGAGCCUUCCACUUCAGCAGUUUUGACCAGCCUGAAGCACAAAUUCCUACACACGUGUUUUCACUAUCGGAAUCGAAACUGCUAGAGUGCUGCAGAGAACAGCCAGACGAGCUCUUUGACCAUAACCUACAAUAUUUAAUGCGGGCCUAUCCAAAAAGCACACGAGUAACGUCCUCGAAUUUGGACCCGGCUCCGCUCUGGUAAGCUAAGCUGGCUACUUGAAUCUCCAUCAAUACGCAACUGACGCGAAAUGGUUUGUUCUCGUAGGCGUUUCGGCAUCCAGAUGGUAAGUACUACCCAUUCCUCCAAUUGACGUUUCAAGCCGAUAUACUCACGACAUACAGGUCGCGCUCAAUUAUCAGAAGGUCUGUCAGACUUGGACACCUUAUAACUUGUGCUAACAAAGAGCAGCUUAACGCGGCGAUGAUGUUGAACACAGCUCAAUUCGAGGACUCGGAUGGCUGGAUCCUCAAGCCUCAAGGCUAUCUUCCUACCAAGGGCAAGCAAUCAUGUGCUGCGACGCGAGUGACCAUGGACCUUUCCGUCAAGAUUUUCGCUGGACAGCAUCUGGGAGCCGAUCACGACAUUCCCAAUGCAUACGUAAAAUGUGAGCUGCACGUAGAAAGUAAAGCCGAAGCGAAGGAUGGCCAAAUUCCCAAUGGCGGAAAGAACAAGGGUGGUGAAUGGAAACGCCAGACUGCUGUGCGGCACGGUCGCGAUCCAGAUUUUGGGGCAGCAAAGCUCGAAUUCAAGGGCGUGCAGCAAGUGGUCCCAGAGAUGAGUUUCUUACGGUACGUACCCAUUCACUCUUCUUUGCUUAUGUGUUGGCCACGAAAACCGCUGGCGUGUAGGCCAAUGCUUUACUGGUCUCCGUCAUGAUCAUGAGAGCUCGCGCUUGGUUGUGCGCUCGCGAAGCAGGCAUUGCGUUGCACGCUGUCGAUGAGGUGGCUACUGCGUCCUCGUUGCUGGCAAAGAGAAUGAAGCACAAAACCGGAACACGGCUGGUGACACGGAAAGCGUUGAGAUCCAAUGUGGUCUUGCUCGAUGGUCUUGCACCUCCAGCUACGCUCUUUAGUGACAGCGAAUACCGAGCAAACGGCAAUCGGUGCUCGUGCUUAGCGCGCACAUACCCCAAGCAACACGUACCGUUGCACUGCCGGUCGCACUGCGUUGGCGCUUCCGGGGAGCACAGCGUCCUUGGCCACACCGAAGUGGACGUUGAGCACGUGCGCUGACUUUUGCUGCUGCAGGUUGAAGGUCAUGGACGAUGCCUUGGCCCAGAAGGAUCGCAUGCUUGGAUGGAUCUGUUACCGGCUUGACAGAUUGCCGCGAGGUCUGUUGCUUCUUCAUCUGCGUGGAGAGGAUUCGAAAGCCACGGAUGGCAAGCUCCUCAUCGAGGUCGAGACACAGAUCGAGCGCUGCGCUCCUUCGGCGAAGGCUGCAUGA
Molecule: messenger RNA, 2358 nt
Organism: Lecanosticta acicola
Lineage: Eukaryota; Fungi; Ascomycota; Dothideomycetes; Mycosphaerellales; Mycosphaerellaceae
Source: the annotation of a GenBank genome assembly